AUGGGAACUGGCAAAAAAGAAGCUACCAGACGAGCCAAGGGCGGCGAGACCGGCAACGGCUUCGGCAACAUCCGUGUCAAGGGUGUCAACUUCUAUCGAGAUGCCAAGAAGGUCAAGAAGCUGAGCAUGUACAAGGAGGGCCGAGCCAAGCACAAUGCCCGAGGAGAGGAGGUCCAGGCCGCCACUUUCCAGUCCAAGGAAAUCCCCAACGCUCGAAUCGACCCCAACCGACGGUGGUUCGGCAACACUCGAGUCAUUGCCCAAGACGCUCUCAAUCACUUCCGAGAGGCCCUAGGCGAGACCAAGCGAGAUUCAUACCAGGUGCUGCUGCGACAAAACAAGCUGCCCAUGUCGUUAUUGGAGGAGAACAACAAGAUCCCCCAAGUGAAGGUGGUGGAGACCGAGUCAUACGCUAACACUUUUGGCCCCAAGGCCCAGCGGAAGAAGCCCCAGCUGGCUGUUGGAGACUUUGCCGAGCUUGCAUCUGCUGCCGACGAGAGCCAGCAGGACUUCGAGGCUAAGAAGGAGGAGGACAACUCGUGGAAGGUGGACGGCUGGUCCCAGGAGGCCAAGGAGGCCAUUUUCCACAAGGGUCAGUCCAAGCGAAUCUGGAAUGAGCUGUACAAGGUUAUUGACUCCUCAGAUGUGGUUAUUCAUGUGCUUGACGCCCGAGACCCUCUAGGAACCAGGUGUACCUCCGUCGAGCAAUACAUCAAGAAGGAGGCUCCCCACAAGCAUCUCAUCUUUGUUCUCAACAAGUGUGAUCUUGUGCCCACGUGGGUUGCUGCCGCUUGGGUCAAGCAUCUUUCGCAAGACUACCCCACUCUGGCCUUUCACGCCUCCAUCACCAACUCUUUCGGUAAGGGUUCUCUGAUCCAGCUGCUGCGACAGUACUCGGCUCUGCACCCUGACCGACAACAGAUUUCCGUGGGUUUCAUCGGAUACCCCAACACCGGAAAGUCAUCCAUCAUCAACACUCUGCGAAAGAAGAAGGUCUGCAAGACUGCCCCUAUCCCCGGAGAGACAAAGGUGUGGCAGUACAUUACUCUGAUGAAGCGAAUCUUCCUCAUUGACUGUCCCGGUAUUGUGCCUCCCAGUCAGAAGGACUCCGAGACGGACAUUCUUUUCCGAGGUGUCGUGCGAGUCGAGCAUGUCUCCUACCCCGAGCAGUACAUCCCCGCUCUUCUGGAGCGAUGUGAGACCAAGCAUCUGGAGCGAACUUACGAGGUGUCCGGCUGGAGUAACGCCACCGAGUUCCUGGAGAAGAUUGCACGAAAGCACGGUCGUCUGUUGAAGGGAGGAGAGCCCGACGAGUCUGGAAUCGCCAAGCUGAUUCUCAACGACUUCAACCGAGGCAAGAUCCCUUGGUUCGUGCCCCCUCCUCAGGCCGAGGACAUGGAGAACGUCAAGUUCGCCGCUGGAGAGGGCCGACUGGGAGAGAUGAAGAAGCGAGAGAUCCACGAGGCCCCUGCUGCUACUGAGACUGCCGAGGAGACCAAGGAGGAGGAGUUCAAGGGUUUUGAUGAUUAA
Molecule: messenger RNA, 1530 nt
Organism: Yarrowia lipolytica CLIB122
Lineage: Eukaryota; Fungi; Ascomycota; Dipodascomycetes; Dipodascales
Cellular component (GO): nucleolus
Molecular function (GO): GTP binding
Source: RefSeq, a predicted model, not a curated record